GUCGGCAAAACAGGAAGUCUCUGCUUUGCUACACACGAGGAGGGCCUGGCUUCCAGGAAAGGAAAGUGAAAGUACUCGGGCCGAUCCUGCGGAGCUGCCUCGGUGUCCGCAGCCUCCCUCUACCUCCGGAAACUGGUGUGUGGCCCCACCUCAUCCCAUCUGAUCACCGCCAUGUCACCAAGAUAAUCGAUCUGUGUGAUGUUCUUUGAGAGGCCCAGGUGAUCCAGAUCUGUUUUGACUGUGUUAUGACAAAGGAUAGGUGCCGCACCCAGGGGGCUGAUAGAUGGGCAGACUUUCUCGUCACAGCUCCGGGAAAGGACAGAGGCAGUGAAAAUCUAAGCAAGAGUGAUCUGGGGCUGGCUCCAUGGUCUAAGAAGAAGAUGGCAAGUGCAGGCAGCCCCUCUAACUACAGAAUGAUCACAAGGGACCAGAACCUGGAGGAGCAGCACCCAGAGGAGCAGCUCUGCUAUGAGUUCAUAUUCAUGCUCUUCAAAGAAAAGAAGGUGGAGAUCGCAGGUGCCAUACCAAAGCCAUUUCCUUUCCUCAUGGGCUUGCGAGAUCGGGGCUUCAUCUCUGAGCCAAUGUACCAGGAUUUUCAAGAAGCUUGUAGAAAUCUGGUCCCUGUGGAAAGAGUGGCGUAUAACGCUCUUGAUGAGCUGGAGAAGAAAUUUGACAAGACAGUUCUGGAAGCCCUGUUCAGCAAGGUUAACCUGAAGGCCUAUCCUAAUUUACUUCAAAUUUGCAAUACCUUCCAAAACGCGAUUCGUGACAAAUUCUAUUACCAAAUCCUUGAUGAAGAAGAGACAAAAGAGAUGCUCAACUCACAAUUAAACCAUGAACAAGUGUCCUUGGAACACUCACCUCUCCAAAUGAACAGUGUAAGAGGAUUUGAAAGUAUGCCCAGACUGCUGCCAUAUAAUAGGCAAGUGUCCUUGGAACACUCACCUCUCCAAAUGAACAGUGUAAGAGGAUUUGAAAGUAUGCCCAGAUUACUGCCAUAUAAUAGGCAAGAGAACAGCAAUGCCUGGGAUGAAGAAUGGCCCCAGGAAGUCUCGAGCUUCUCACCAAGAUGUGUGCCAGUUUCCUCUGAGCACAAAUCUCUCCAAAGGACCAGCAAGGGCAAUUCUGAAGAGAUGCCCAAACUGCAGCCAGUGACCAGUGAUUCCAAAGCUCCCCAAGUGCCUCCUGAAGGAGAACCCAAGGAGGUGCUCAGCCUACUACCAGCAGAGGGAGAAGAGGAUAACAAUACCUGUUGUGUGAUCUGUGAGGAAGAAGAGCCCCAGGAAGUCCUGAGCUCCCCAUCAAGAUGUGAACCAGAGGAUAACAAUGCCUGUUGUGUGAUCUGUGAGAAAGAAGAUCCCCAGGAAGCUCCAAGCUCCCCACCAAGAUGUGAGCCAGAGUCCUGUGAUCCUGAAGCUUCCCAAAUGACUGACAAAGAAGAACAAGAGGAGCUGCCCAGUCAACCACUGGAUGGAGAAGGUACAAAGCGACCAACGUUUGGAAAUCAGUGCUCCUGUGUGAUGUGCUUCUCGAAAGAUGUGCCCAGAGAUCCAGAAGGAAGAACUGAAAGUAUGCAAGCUGAUGACACGAUAGAUAUGGUAGAUCUUGGGAACAACUCUACUGUGAGAAAACCCAAGAAGAGAAGAAAAAAAAAGAGAGGACAUUGCUGGACAAGAAGACCACGGAGAAAUGUACAUCGAAAAGCCCUAGAUAACAGCAAAGCUGCUGGCCAACCGGCCCCACAUGGAAAGAAGGUGAAAAUGAGUCUGCAGAAACCUGCCAAGAUCAGGAGGAAAAGGAGAGGCAGACCCCACUUUACUCAUAAUGACAGAAUCCCACAGAGAAGAGCUAAGUCAAGAGGGAAAAGAAUGUACACAUAUGAACGUGUGGAUUUUCGCUCUCAGAUAAUUCCUGUGACCUGUGGUAAGGUGAAGGGAAAGUUACACAAGAAGAAAUUGAAACAUGGAUCCUGGGUGAAGUGUAUACAGAGUGAGAACGGAGACUGGUUCACCCCCAGGGAAUUUGAAAUCAGAGGCGGCCACGGAAGAUCAAAGAAUUGGAAGAUAAGUGUUCGCUGUGGAGAGAGGCCCCUGCUAUGGUUGAUGGAGAGAAGAUUUCUCCACAAUCCUCCAAGGAAAUAUGGCAGGAGAAUAAAGAAAAGAGGACCAAAGUCUCCUGACAACACCUUAGAUAACCUUUGUCUGAGAAACUCAGAUGUGUGUGAGACCUGCCGGGAUGGAGGAAAGCUGUUCUGCUGUGACACUUGUUCGAGGUCUUUUCACGAGGACUGUCACAUCCCGCCCGUGGAAACUGAGAAGGACCCGUGGAGUUGCACCUUCUGCAGGAUGAAGGAGUCUUCAGGAAACCAGCAGGGUCUCGGGGAAUCUGAGGUCCUGGCGAGGCUGAUGCAGUCGGAGGAGCAGCUGAAAUGUGAGUUCCUCCUCUUGAAGGUCUAUUGCCAUUCAGAGAGCAGCUUUUUUGCGAAGAUUCCAUAUUAUUAUUAUAUUAAAGAGGCUUCUAAAAACCUCAAGGAACCCAUGUGGCUGGACAAGAUCAAGAAGAGGCUGAAUGAGCAGGGCUACUCCCAUGUGGAAGGGUUUAUGCAGGACAUGCGUCUCAUCUUUCAGAACCACAGGGCAUCUUACAAGUUCAAUGAUUUUGGCCAAAUGGGGCUUAGACUGGAGGCAGAAUUUGAGAAGAAUUUCAAGGAAGUGUUUGCUCUUCAGAAAACAAAUGAAUAAUGGAAUAAUGGAUGUUGUUGGUGUCCUGGAAAUUCCUCUUUUGGCCAAAUGUCUCAUUCCCCAGCUGCAUGAAGGGUUGGCUGCUGAUGCCACCCCUCCCCAGAGCACUGCCUUCAGCCAAGUGGAGCCAACUUCACCUGGAGGUGACACGCCCUUGGCCUGGGGGCCGGCCUCCAGUCGACCCAACCUGGAUGCUCUGUGCAUCCCAUGGGAUCAGGCUGGAGCCUGUCUGAAUAUCCAUCCUUACCUUUUGGCCCAAUACUGUCCUGCUUCCCUCAUUCCUUUCUAGCAAAGAAAUACAAAAUAAAUUACUUACGUAAGAGA
Bubalus bubalis (water buffalo) is the source of this 3065-nucleotide messenger RNA. RefSeq names its product SP140 nuclear body protein (gene SP140). The record is from RefSeq and is a predicted model, not a curated record. Lineage: Eukaryota; Metazoa; Chordata; Mammalia; Artiodactyla; Bovidae. Gene Ontology annotation, cellular component: nucleus. The coding region runs from base 246 to 2741 and encodes 831 amino acids. Gene Ontology annotation, biological process: regulation of transcription by RNA polymerase II. Gene Ontology annotation, molecular function: protein binding; DNA binding; DNA-binding transcription factor activity, RNA polymerase II-specific. The transcript has 28 exons.